Centropristis striata (black sea bass) is the source of this 1200-nucleotide messenger RNA. It is a transcript of the gene bricd5, whose product is annotated as BRICHOS domain containing 5. The transcript is spliced from 6 exons. The record is from RefSeq and is a predicted model, not a curated record. Gene Ontology annotation, biological process: regulation of cell population proliferation. Bases 154 to 849 code for a protein of 231 amino acids. Lineage: Eukaryota; Metazoa; Chordata; Actinopteri; Perciformes; Serranidae.
CCAAAAAAGGAGGAGGAGGAGGAGAAAGGGGGGAGGUCUGCAGGGACAAAGAGAAGCUGGCCAGGUGUAUUGAGUCUCAGUCAUGACCACAGCUCCAUGCCGGUAGCUACGAGCAGGGAGCAGACUGAGUGAGGAGCCGUCAAGGGACAAAGGAUGGUGAGGUGUUGGAAACAUUCAGAAGACUGUUUGGAGGAAGCACAGUGCACAGAUGGGGGCUCUGCUGCGUCCUCCCAGUCCCACUUCCCACACAAGGCAUUCUGGGUCAGCCUCUCAGCCUCUCUGCUCCUGGUCGUCAUUGUCCUCGCUUCGACGGGGCACCUGGGGCUGUCGCAGCCUCAUGCCGAGUCUUUACAGAUAGUCAGAAUCACAGUUCCAGAUCAGACCGGAGUUCUGAUCAACCAGUCAGCUGUUGUGGACCAGCAGAACGACCUGGUGACCUUUUCUGUGACCUCACCUGGAAAUCAGACGUCCACUGUGCUCUUUGAUAUCAAACAUGGUUUGAUAUGCUACAAACCUGUGGAGCAGGAGAGCUGCUUCCUGAGAAAGAUGGAGCAGUCUGACUAUGACAACGUGCACUCUCUCCUCCACGAGUCAACAAACAAGAGUCACUUCCAGCUGUUUGGGAACGAGACCCAGAGGCAGACGGAGUUCCUGGGAGUGCUGGCAGCCAGUCAGGUGGACGUGUCCUCGCUGGAGGAGCCUCUGCAGGCUCUGUGUCAGGACAGCUCCGUCCACUGGACCAGGAGGGUCCAGGGCCCGGGGAAACAGAGGCUGGUCUACUUCUGCAUCGACAUCUGCUUUCCCAGCAACAUCUGUGUGUCCGUGUGCUUCUACUACCUGCCAGAGUGACUGUGUAUUCUCCCUUUUCUCCUCCCAGCAAAAGAUCAGGGAAACAAAGUUGUCUUUUUAGCUCCCUCUACAAGAAAAAAACCCUGAACAAAAGCCAGCUUUGACUGUUUCCUUUGUGCCAUACAGCCGCCAGUAAACCAGCGAAGCAGCCAACCCUCCCAGUGCAUUUCCAUCCUUCCGAGAGAGAAGAGAUGGAGACAGGCUGUCAUGGUUAUCGCCAAAGCCCCAUCGUCACUCUCUUCAUGUGUAAUACCCUCUCUGGUGGGACACUUCGGAGAUUACAGUAGAAAGAACCCUCUUUUUUUUGUAUGCGCCUCUAAUUGUAUUUCCUGUAACCCACUGCUGCAGUAU